CGCCCCCGCCCCCGCCGCCUGCCCAGCGUACCCCAGAAGCCACCAUGACCGUUGCAGCGCCAGAGAACGUCCGCGAGGUUACCUCGCCCGAGCACUUCCAGGAGCUCCUGUCGGCUGAUCUCGAACGGGUCUCCCUGAUCAACUUCUGGGCACCAUGGGCAGAGCCAUGCAAGCAGAUGAACGACGUCGUGCUGGAGCUGGGCAGGAAGUACCCCCAGCUCCUCGUCCUCCAGGUCGAGGCAGAGACACAGUCAGACAUCUCCGAGUCGUUCGAGAUCGAGUCCGUCCCCGCCUUCAUCAUCCUCCGGGGGCACACCCUCCUCGGGCGCAUCUCGGGCGCAGACGCACCCGCGCUCACCGACGCAGUCGCCAAGCACACCAAACCCCCCGCUGCCGUCAAGCCCCUGGCGAAGACCGACCGCGCCCCCGCCGCGGCCGAGGCGCUCUCCGAGAAGGAGGAGACCCAGGAGGAGCUGAACGAGCGUCUGCGCGCGCUCAUGAACAAGGACAAGGUCGUCCUCUUCAUGAAGGGCGAGCCGGACGCGCCGCGGUGCGGCUUCUCGCGACGCAUCGUCGGGCUGCUGCAGGACCAGGGCGUGCCGUUCGCGCACUUCGACAUCCUCUCGGAUGAGAAGGUGCGCGCGGGGAUGAAGACGCUCAACAACUGGCCGACGUUCCCGCAGCUGAUCGUCAACGGCGAGUUCGUCGGCGGCCUGGACAUCGUGCAGGAAAUGGUGGAGAACGGCGAGCUCAAGGAGAUGGUGGCGGCGUGAGGCCUGGUGUACGAGUAUGUUUAUCCGCGGUUCCGUCGGCUGUACCAUUGCUUUCGCCAUUGUAGACAUGUAUCACAUGCAUCCGAGGAUAGGACGCCCAACAGAAUGUAAUUUACACCCCUGUAUCUUGAAACCCGAUCGUCUCUCAAA
Postia placenta MAD-698-R-SB12 is the source of this 923-nucleotide messenger RNA. RefSeq lists its product as hypothetical. The coding region runs from base 45 to 773 and encodes 242 amino acids. Gene Ontology annotation, molecular function: 2 iron, 2 sulfur cluster binding. NCBI's taxonomy places the organism in Eukaryota, Fungi, Basidiomycota, Agaricomycetes, Polyporales, Adustoporiaceae. The record is from RefSeq and is a predicted model, not a curated record. The transcript is spliced from 3 exons.